UCUAAUUAAGAAACUACUCAGUUUGACUAGAGGAAGGGCUAUAGUCUGGAAUCUGGAGAAGGAAACUUGGAGGUGACUGCUAAUUUUCCAACAAAAAUCAAUGGAGAAGCAGAGCUGUGGUGAGAUUUAUAACUGCAUGAUCAAGCAGAGAACCAAUCGUCAAAGAAGAAAAGACAAAGUUUACAUUGGUUGUGGAGCUGGGUUUGGAGGUGACAGGCCAAUGGCGGCUCUGAAGUUGCUUAACAGAGUCAAAGAGCUGGAUUAUAUUGUUCUUGAAUGUUUAGCAGAACGUACCCUUGCUGAGCGGUACCGGGCUAUGGUGUCUGGUGGUGAUGGCUAUGAUUCUAAUAUUUCAGAGUGGAUGUCUUUGCUACUACCUUUGGCUGUGGAAAGGGGAACUUGUAUUAUUACCAACAUGGGUGCAAUGGAUCCACUUGGUGCUCAAGAGAAGGUUUUAGAAAUAGCCAGCAGCCUAGGGCUCAAUGUGUCUGUUGCUGUGGCUCAUGAGGUCUUUGUUAAUGAGUCAGGUUCAGGACCCUUGUCUGAGAAGCCAGUUGUCAUGGACGGUAAGGGUAUUAGCACAUAUCUGGGAGCUGCUCCAAUAGUUGAAUGUUUGGAAAGAUACCAACCAAAUGUUAUAAUUGCUUCAAGGGUUGCUGAUGCUGCACUAUUCUUAGCACCAAUGGUUUAUGAACUGGGCUGGAAUUGGGAUGAUUUGGAGCUAUUAGCACAGGGAUCUCUGGCUGGCCAUCUUCUAGAGUGUGGUUGUCAACUCACAGGGGGAUACUUCAUGCAUCCAGCGGACAAGCAUAGAAACUUGUCGUUCUCACAUCUGCUGGAUCUAUCACUGCCAUAUGCUGAAAUUUCGUUCAGUGGGGAAGUAUGUGUCAUGAAGGCAGAAGGUAGUGGUGGGGUUUUAAAUUUCAGUACAUGUGCUGAACAACUACUUUAUGAAGUUGGGGAUCCAAGUGCUUAUAUUACACCUGAUGUUGUAAUUGAUUUUCAGGGUGUCUCAUUCCAGCCAUUAACUAGCUCUAAAGUUCUCUGUAUUGGUGCAAAGCCUUCUGCUCAUCCUGUACCUGAUAAACUUUUGCAGUUGGUUCCAAAGGAUUGUGGAUGGAAAGGAUGGGGUGAGAUAUCGUAUGGAGGAUAUGAAUGUGUUAAACGUGCUAAAGCUGCUGAAUUUCUGGUUAGGUCAUGGAUGGAAGAGGUAUUUCCUGGUGUCAGUUGCUGUGUUCUUUCUUAUAUAAUUGGACUUGAUAGCUUGAAAGCUACCAGCAUUGAUAACUAUUCAUCAACAUGGAAGGCAAGUGAAGAUAUUAGACUACGCAUGGAUGGAUUGUUCCAGGAGAAGAAACAUGCAGAGCAACUUGUUAAAGAGUUUACUGCAUUAUAUACAAAUGGACCAGCCAGUGGUGGUGGUAUCAGCACUGGCCUCAAGAAGGAGAUUGUUCUGGAAAAGCAAUUGAUUGGACGUGAACAUAUUUUCUGGCGGAUAGCAGCAAAGCAAACAGAAGUCAGUGAAUCAAAAUGUCAGAAACAUGUCUUUCGAGAUGUUAUGAAGGACUGCGUUUUGCAUGAACCCACAUUGCCACCAUUCCCAGAAGAAGAUAUUCACAAUUCUUCAUCACCAGAAAUUGGCCUCUCUGCUACUCAGUCUAGGCAAAAGAUUCCGCUAUAUAGUGUAGCCCAUAGUAGGGCUGGAGAUAAAGGAAACGACUUGAAUUUCUCCAUCAUCCCAUAUGUUGUGCAGGAUGUGGAGAGGCUGAAGAUUAUCAUAACACCCCAGUGGGUAAAGGGUGUGGUCUCAGUCCUCCUGGAUUCAUCUCCAAAAGCCAUUGAUGAGACAGAGAAAUGGAUGGAUGAACAUGUUAAGGUAGAAAUAUACGAAGUCAAAGGAAUUCAUUCUUUAAAUGUUGUGGUCCGGAACAUUUUAGAUGGUGGUGUCAACUGCUCCCGGAGGAUUGAUCGGCAUGGCAAGACCAUCUCAGAUCUUAUAUUGUGCCAGCAUGUGGUGUUACCUUCAUGAUUUUCCAUUUUCCAUUUCCAUGCUCAAAAGUUGUGACUAUCAUAACAAUUGUUAUGUGAAGCUUCAUUCGCAUAUGAAUUGAACACCACUUGUUAAUAAAAUUUGUGCAGGAAGUAGGCUUCAUGCCAUGGAAACUUGUGAAUAAAAGUUGGCUUUCUGAGUA
Molecule: messenger RNA, 2192 nt
Organism: Theobroma cacao (cacao)
Lineage: Eukaryota; Viridiplantae; Streptophyta; Magnoliopsida; Malvales; Malvaceae
Product: propionyl-CoA carboxylase
Source: RefSeq, a predicted model, not a curated record